UUAUAGUACGUGCAUGUUUAUAUAUUAUGUGUCUGCCUGUCUGCCUUUUAAAUUUAUUUGAUUUUUGUUUUCGAGUCUUUCAAUAAUUGUCUCCAUUUUUCUGAGUGAGAGUGUUAAAAUUUUUGGAGUGCAGAUGUAUAAAUGUUUCUACGAUAUUUAUUUGUGGAAAAAAGGUCAGAGCUUCAUCCAAAGCAAUGAAUGCACUAGGAUAGAAAUAAAAACUAAUGUGGAUUAUAACAUUUUUACCCGAGAAAUUUUGGCCGCCGUAUAGCGUGAGUGGAAUGCUCAUCAAAUUGCGUGUUUUUUUUCUGUUUGCAACGCUAUAAUUACUUUUUCUAUAUGUAUUUACAUAAUUAAUCACAACGUAACGCUUAAGAAAACUGCCUCAACAGUUAUUUAUGCUCAGGCAAAUUAAAAUUAUAGUGAAAUAUUAACAAACACAUGAAAAUCCUACGCGCGUACACGCAUUUAUGUCCUCCGCAUAUAUAAAAAGGAAGAUAAUAACAAUUAAUAAAACUAUUCGCCUUGUAGUGAACUGUGAGCACUCACCAUCUAAGAUAAACGUAUGAAAACAGUUCAACUUUUACUAAUGUAGAUUAAAGAAAACAUAAAAAAUAAUCUAAAUAUGAACGAAAUCAUAUUGAAAAAAUAUUUCGCCGGUAAGUGAAAAAAGUGUGCGAAAAAAUGUACAUGCGUUUGAAUACAAUUCUCACAAAGUAAAACUUCAACGUUUUCCGUAUCGCUAUUUUUCGGUAUGCGUGCAUAAAUAUAUGGCACUGUCACUUAAAUGUAAAUCGAUUUAAUGUUUAAAUUUUGUCUUAGUAGAACCACAGAAACCUUUGAAUUGCUUUAUGUGGUUGCUUUUGAUUGCAUAUCGGUUAAAAAUUUGCACUUCUACACAUAUUAUGUAAAGUGUUUAAGCUAUCAUCAAUACGAGUGUAUAACAACGGGGUAGGGUACUCGGUUUGAAGCCAUAUGUUUGCACGGGUAACUUCGGCAUGAAAUGGAAGCAGCCAUACGUUCUUCAGUGCAGGUUGGUGGUCCGCAACCGCCAUCUAAUAGUGGUCAGACACAGCAGCAACAACAACAAUCGCAACAGCAACAUCAUCAUCAUCAUCAUCAUCAUCAUCAUCACCAUCAUCACAGUCAACAGCAACAACAACAAUCACAAAUUCAUCAUCAUUUGCAGCAACAGCAGAAGCAGCACCAACAAUCGGCGGUCAACAAUGAUAGUGGACCGGCGCACCAACAACAUCAACAUCAUCAACAACACCCCCAGCAGCAACACCAGCACCAGCACCAUUUGCAGCAACAAACUUCUACGCAAUCCUUACAACAGCAAUCAGCCAAUCUUUCACCCUAUCCUCAGCAACAAAGGAUAUCAUCGACUGCAUCGUCUAUUCAUAGGUCCAUUAACGAUACGACUCCACGCAUUGGCGGUGGCCUUGGUCCACCACAAUCUCAGAAUAUGCAGCAACAACAACAACAACAGCAACAACACUUACAUCAACAGCAGAUGCAACAACACCACCAUCAUCAUCAACAAUUGCAUCAACAACAGCAGCAUCACCAUCAGCAGCAGCAACAACAACAGCAGUCAUCGCGUUCGGCAGCUAGUCCACUUUCACCACCUCGCCCCGGACCCGGUUCAGCUGCUGCUGCUAACACAUAUGCCAAAUUUGCCGAUGUUAACCCAGUCCGGGAGGCCCCGCAACGUUUUAUAUUGCAAAGUGCUUAUAGCAUUGGGCCAGGUGCCCAAUAUCGGGAAAGUCCAUACACAAGGAUACCUCCAAUGCCACCAGUGCAAGAUUAUCAUCGGGUGGCUGCUGCUGCAUUGGCAGCUGCAAAUAGUGCACCAGGUAGCGGGGGGGUGGUUCAAAUGCCAGCAACUUCUAAUGUUAACAUCAGUGCCCCACACGGCAUUGAAGCGUUGCAUUUUGCACACCCGUCUCCCGGCCACCAGGCGUCGUCAUCUGGAGGAGCACAGUUGCUUAACAACGCGCCAAGCGGAGGAGCCGCUGUGUCGAACGCUAAUUCCCCGCAUAAUACAUCCAACGUCCCGCCUGCUGGAAAUAGUAAUUCUUGUGUUACAAGUAGUAUAAUGACAGCUGGAGGAAAACGCAUUUUGCUCAAUACAACGCAUCGCCAACAACCCCCGUAUUCCAAUGAGUAUUUAAAAAACGUUGCUGUGCCGGUAACGGCUACUGUCUCAGUGAAUCGUCAUGGCCAGACUCAAGCUCCACCUGAUCCGGGUGGACAACCACCUUACAAAAAAAUGCGGCUAAGCGAUGCGAAUAACUCCGCAACAAACAACCUGCCACCACAUCAAGUAACAAAUGUCCAAUCUUCUACACCUCAGCAGCAGCAGCAACGGCAACCGUCACCAGUUACCGCGCAAACUCCUAAUGUAGUGCGUACGUCUGGUCAUGGACAUGGACAGAUUUUACCGCCUCAUACGCAUUUAUCGGCAUUGCCACCGUCCCAUAUCCCUCAGCAUCAACAACACGUGCCACCACCACCUCAAUCGGUGACAAUGCAGCAACUUAAAGUUGAAACACAAUCUUUGCAUAUGCCAGUGGUAGUGACACCACCUGUGAAUCGUGUAGCUGCUUCAGUUCCAAUUAGCAGCGUCAUUAAUGUAGCUGCAGCCACCACAGCUACAACAAACUCCCCCUCAAUAUCAGUUUCAGUGACAACGACCAUUAAUUCAACUUCUUCUUCAACAGAGGCAUAUCAUCCACAGGUUGAAGCUAUUUCGCCCACGUUACCAAUUGAUAGUGCGGAGGAACGUGGUCGCACUGCAAAAGAAGACCUAUUAAUGCAAAUUCAAAAAGUAGAUACUGAAAUAACCAGCGCUGAUAAUGCUUUGGAUGCUUUACGAACAAAGGAAAAGAAUUUGAUGGAUGUGGCAGCGGCUGCAAAGCAGCAGAAGGAAAUGGCAGCGGCUGCGAAGAAGCAGGCCGAAACUGAGGCAGAAACCGAUGCCCAAAAUUUUUGGCGAUCCCAGACAUUGGCUCAAAAAAUCUAUUUGGCGAAUCAAAAAACGGCAGCCGCUCAACAUUCCAUACUCGACAAUUGUGGGGAACGCUACUUACUUCCGCUGUACAAUCAGCCUUUAGAUGUAGAUCAUUUGACGAUUGUGAUACAACGUCAUCAGACUAUCAUCAAAAUGCCUCUUUUAGAUCAUUUACGCAAAAUCAAGAACGAGCGUUGGAUUCAUCAUACAAAGUUGGUGGAAACAUAUGCUCAGUUGUCGACUGAGUGGCAGAAACGUGUCGAUAAGGCCGAAGGCAGUGCAAAGCGUAAGACACGCGAAUCUAAAAACCGCGAGUUUUUUGAGAAGGUUUUUACCGAACUGCGCAAGCAACGCGAGGAUAAAGAGCGUUUUAAUCGGGUUGGAUCACGUAUCAAAUCUGAAGCAGACUAUGAGGAGAUUAUGGACGGCUUGCAAGAACAAGCUAUGGAAGUAAGAAAGAUGCGUUCCUAUGCUAUAAUUCCUCCGCUGAUGUUCAAUACUUAUCAAAGACGAUGUCUCUACCACAAUGAAAACGGUGCCGUCAAGGACAUGGUAGCUGUACAUAAAGAACGUGCUGUACUCAAUGUGUGGACAGCUGGAGAAAAGGAAAUUUUUAAAGAAAAAUUCUUGCAACAUCCUAAAAAUUUUGGUGCGAUAGCGGCUAGUUUGGACCGCAAAUCGGCUCAAGACUGCGUGCGCUACUACUACCUCAGCAAAAAGACAGAAAAUUAUAAGCAGUUACUUAGAAAAUCACGGCAGAGAACUCGUGCUUCUAAAACGCUCCAAAAGACGCAGCAACAACCAACACAGUGUAUUAUUGACUCCUUAACUACGGGAGUAACAACCCGAUUGCAACGUGAACAGCAACAAAAGACAGGAGGCCGUUCUGCAGCAGCCGAACGUGAACGUGAAAGGGCGGAGCGAGCGGCAGAACGAGAGAAGACUGUAGAAAAGGCAGUUACAGAAACAACCAAGGCAGUGACAACAACAACAAUUAAAACCAUAAAAAUAGAAGCAGUAAGUGUAACAACGGUGACUUCUGCAACAACGGUAAGUUCAAAUAUUGAAACUCCUGCGACUAUGUCGGCGGACGAUUUAUUCGCUGCAGCAGCAGAUACAUCGCAGAUAUCGAAUGGAGGUAAGAAUGUUUCGAUGCCAAAUUCUUCUAAUAUUACUACGCCUACUUGUAUGUCAGCUGACAAAAGUCAAGCUGAAAAGCUUUCAACGGCAAUAGAAUUGCAUAAUGGAACAAACUUAACAGAACAAGAAAAUAAUACAAAAGUGAGCUCAACAGAAUGUAUGAGCAAUGGAAGCAACAAGGCAAAAUUUGAAAAUAAAGUGCCUGAUAACUAUGAUAAUAAAAAAUCGACGAAUGCUUUGAGUGUGUCUCCUGAAAAAUCAAAAGAGAAAAUAUCUGUGGCUUCUUCUGGUGCCACUACGUCAGUUAAUUCUAACACUGUUGCUCCUCAGAAAACAAAUGCUAAUAUAGACAGUGCGAUACUACCUUCAUCUGCUUCUCUAAUAUCUCAGAUGACGACGGCGUCUCUGACCUCUUUGAAUAACAUAGUUCAUCCAGCCGCAUCAAUGCCGAAUGGUAUUAAAACCUCAUACGCUGGCACCAUUCCUACGCAAACAGGAAGUGCUGUUGCUUCUACAAUGGCCUCCCCGUCUAAACCUCCAUUGAUAAAUGCUGUUUCCGAUGAGAUUAAAAGGGAGACUUCCAAUACUGGGAACGAACACAAAGCAACGAACAUUAAUGCUGAAUCUGUUGUCGCUGAAGAUACAAAUAAUAAACUAAGCGUUGUAAGUACGCCCACUACCUCAACGAGUGCUGGUAACUUUUUAGGACAAAAACUGAAAGCUGCUCAAGUGGAAAGUGUCAACGAUCCGGGAAAUGAUUGCAACUCAGAUGUUAGUGAGUCCAAAAGAAAGCGUCUUGAUAGCGUAUCGACGGUUGCUUCAUCAGCCAUCGCAAGUUCUCAACAAAUGUUAUCUGUUAGUAGCAGUAGUAACAGCGAUGGCAGCAACAAUAAUAACAACGGCAAUAGUAGUAGCGUGAGCAGUACUAAGAAUUUUCCAACAAGCUCUGUCAACAGUAGUGUAUCCGCUAUAUUGAUGACUACGUCGAACACAAAUGUUAACUUUACCGCCAGUGUUACAACAGAAUCAGCCACCUCAACAACCUUUACUGGCAAUAUGUGUUCAUCUAUAGUAACAUCAAAUAUCACUUUAUUUAGCAACAAUGACGGCAAUGCAAUCGACGGUAAAGACAAACUGGCAACAUGUUUUAUUUGUAAAGCUGACAACUGCCUUCGCACUAGACCACUUAAAAGGGGUCGCGGUCAACAGUAUGAUAUUUUGGAUGAAACUAUACCAACUGGGGCGCGUGUAUGCAAUACGUGUCAAUGCAAAUCAGUGCGAGCCCGCUGCCCCAAUUGUCCUCUACCCACAUGCCCCAAUCCAAAAGACCGAGCUAAGCGGUUGCGUAAUAUCCCAGCGCGACUUUAUGACCUAGGAGCGGAGGUACGAGAUCCCAUCAUAAAGGAAUUCCAGAUUCCUCUGCAAGCGACACGAUGCUGUUCGGCCUGCUUAAUGCGUAUUCGUCGUAAAUUAGAUCCCCACAUCAAUCUAACUGAUGAAGAACGACAUACUGACGGCGAUGAAUCGGAUGUAAGUACUUCUUCCUGCGAUGAACGCGAUGCAAGCGGAAGUGAUACUGCAUCUGUUGAAAGCCCAAAAAAUCGUCAACGUCAUAAUACCCUCAUAAAAGAUACCGUACCAAAACCGUCACAAAUGGUUUCAGUAACACCGGUUGUGAGUUUAGUAAGUGGCACGCCUUCUCUGCCGGAUACGAUUGCAACACCUACAGGCAACAGCACAUCCAAUGUUGCAAUAACAAAGUCUGAUGAACGUUUGUUACCGCCCCUUGGACAUGCGCCUAAAAAGCAAAAAACGUCGGAAGAAUAUGACUCAUCAGCUACAGAAACAGCUGACGAAGAAAAUGAGAACUCCCCUGCCAAUCGGCACAGCCCUAAAGUAAUACUAAACAGCAGCAACACUAAUGCUGCUGUAGUAAAUGCUGGCAGUGGUUUGGGACCACCGCCUGUCUCAACAAAUGGACCAAUGUCCACUCCGAUUCAAAGUCAACGUCACGAUGUAACUUCGGGAGACUUGCAAGACUUUUUGUAUACAGUCAUCGAACGGUCGCUCAAGCAAAAAGGUCCACCUCCAUCGAAAAUGCCAUCACAAUCGACAACGAUUAGUGUAACUAAACCCUUGCAACUCUCAGCAGAGUCAGGUAGAAGUAAUAGUGAUGCAAUCAGCAGUAGCAGCAGCAACAAUUCCAAUAGCAACAAUGAUGUGACAAUAGUUCGGGAAUAUCGAAAUGAUGGUUCCAUUAAGCCACAGCAACAAGCCCACGGUCAACCUUUGUUAAGCAGUACUGUUACUACCAACAAUUCCAUGCAGAAUAUUAACAUUCGACAACCCCAGCAGCAAACGCCAACCCUAAGAACAAACGUUUCAGUGUCGGGUGGACAACUUGAAAACUUGGCUACUCUCUCUGUAGUGAACUCGUACGUACCAAGUCAGCAUUUACAGCCAACAUCGCAUAAUAUAAUGCAUCACCAGCAGCAUGACAUUAAAGCAACGAUUACUCCAAUGAUAAAAAGUGGAAAAACCCCGACUCCGCCACAUGUGCCACCACCUGAAACAAUUAUUUAUGCCAGCACUCAACUUUCACGUAACAAUGAGCCGGAACCACAGACCUUGGAUUUGUCGAUAAAAAAACCAUCACGCGAUGGAAAUUCCCCCCAUACCUCUUCUUCUGGAUCAUCAGUUAGUCUCUCUUGUUCGGCCGUUGAGCCAGUAACGUCACGGCAUCAACAAAUGGCAUCAAACGGGUCUGGAAAACAUGUUAAUAAUGUAGCUGCCAUUUAUCGCGGCUCAGAGUCUACUCAGCUAAUUGGCGCCCCACCCAAUCAUACUUUUCUCUAUCAUACACACUCCACUAGUGUUGGAGUGGGUAAGGUACCACCCCCGGGUUCUCUUUAUGUGUCGCAAGUACCUGUUCCUAUGUCUAUAACACAAACAUCCGGUGGUUCCGCUACUAACAAUGGAAAUAGAGGCCAGUCAACUCAAACUCAAUCCCCACAAGGACAGACAUCACAUUUGCAGCUGACUGCGCAACACGGUAAGAAUAUUAGUGGGGCGAACAAAAUUCCUUCUAAGUUAAGUCCACAAAUAAUACACCCGCCGCCUCCACCAUCGCACAGCCAAGCACCUUCGCCCUCACAGCCACAGCAACAGCUAUUGGUUGGGCCAAAAGGUUCCAUAACACACGGAACUCCAGUUAAUAACGCCACUCAGCAAAUAAUUGUGCACCCUGCGCAGACAGGUGCUACUCUUAGCCCUAAAUUUGACAACUUAUUGCGUCAAACUCCACCUUCCUCUAACUCUAUUGGUGCUGAAAGUAACAAGGUGGGUUCAAUAACCCAGGGAACACCUAUACACCUCCCUACUCAUCACAUGGACAAUAAAAGGGCCUACGAAUAUAGUUUCAAAUCUAGCCAGCGUCAGAGCCCUGCUCAACAGCAGCAACAACCCCCUCCCCAAGCAUCUCAACAAAAUGCUUACGCAGUGGGUCCGUAUUCCAGACCUCCUUACACCGUAGAACAGCCAUCUCCAGUGCUUAGCACCCGACAAAUUGUUAUGCAUGAUUAUAUAACAUCCCAGCAAAUGCAAGGCCAACAACAGCGUAGUAUUCCGCGCAGUGGUAGCGCCAGCUCAGCAAGUGUUGGUAAUUCCGGCAAAGAAUCUCCUUCUUCUAGAAAUAGUGGGUCUGGUUUAGUUUACUACGAUAAAGAAAGAGGUCGAACAGAGUAUUCAAGUAGGGCUUCACCAGCGGACCAUGCAAAUAGCACUCCUAGCCCUCAUCGUACGCCACCACCCCCACGUCAAGGCGUUAUUCAACGGCACAACACGGGGGGCUCGAAACCUCCAUCGCCUGCAGCACCACCACAAAGUCGCAUGCACGUUGUAAUGCCCCACAAUUAUCCUCCAGCUGGACAUGACGCUUUCAGUUCAUUCGUUGAUGUGGCGGUACAGCAACCUCAGCUACCAGUGCCUUCGCCAAAAGACGAAAAAUUAUCAUCCACUUCAGCGACCGCGCCGUCACCUUCUGCGUCUACGCAACAACAACCGCUGCCAUCUCAUCAUGACGCCAUUCGAUACCAAAUGAAUCGUGACCAUAUGGCUGCUCUGCAAUUGCAACACCAUCAUCAACAACAUGCGGCUGCCGCAGCUGUUGUUGCUCAACAGCAGCAAGCUGUAGUUGCUGCACAACAGCAGCAGUAUCGACAACAUCAUGCGGCGAAUGCAGUAGACAUGCAACGACGUUUAGAACAAGCGAAACGUGAUCAACGCAUGCAUAACGCAGCCUUAGAAAGAGAUCGAGAUUUGCAACAAAAACGCCAGGAACGAGAGCGUAUUGAAAGAAUGCACGUUGAGCGUUUAGACCGAGAACGGGAACAGCGAGAACGAGAGAGAGAACAACGUGAGAGAAAUCGUGAAAGACGUGAACAGGAACUAGCUGCGGAAGAUCGUGAACGUGAUGGGCGGCGAAUGGAACGUAUCUAUGCUGGCAAUGCAACGACAUCGGCUGCUACUGGAAGUCAGCAUUAUAUUCGGGGACCACCAAGUGAAGCUGGACCUCCACGGUCUAUUUCCGAUAGAGAAAGAGAUCUAUAUCAUAGAACCCAUCCUGGCCAACCACCCUCAGAGGGCACAUUGUCCGCCCAGACUUUAAUUGAUGCCAUUAUCAAACAUCAAAUUAGUCAAGGCAGCUCCGAACCGGGGGCGAUAAGCAUAAGUAGAGAUUUAACACGAUCAUCAUUCCAGUAUAAUUCACGUGAUAUUGGUCCGUCACGCCAGCAUGCAUCGAACGCUACACUUGCCAGUUUAGCAGCUGCCGAAAAUAAUGGUAAAUCUUCGUCUCCUAAUAUUAUUAACAUAGACUUGGAUAACGAUCGUGCCGUGGGCUCCUCGUCAACACCGACUGGAAAUCAGCAUGAGCCCUCACCCUCUCCAAGUUCUCGUGGAGGACGCAGUAGUAGUGGAAGCUCAUUGUCCACAAACUCUCAAGUAGCUUCAUCUUCUCAGCAACCACCCCAAAUGCGUACCAAAAACAUAACUUUUGGUGAAUUGACGGAUACAAUAAUAUCGAAUGACUAUGGACCUAAUCCAGUGCAUUUAAGGGGACCUCUACCAUCAAAUUUUAUACCCUACAUGCAAGAUCCUCAGAACAUUGUAACACCAGAUCGUUGGAAAUUUAACAGGCGUGUGCAGAAAGAAGUUGAAGCAGCUGCUAAAGGAAGUACAAAUUCUCAACCAACAUCGAGUUCCAACAGUGCAGCAAACCCUUCAAGCAUGGGAGGGCGAUCAAAUACACCCGGCGAUGAACGAAAUAUUAUUCGAAUGCCUCAAGCUGUAAGUCCGAGGAAAUAUAUGCAAGAUUUUAUGAUUCAACAGGCAGCAGCAGCCCACGAUUAUCAUUAUCAGCAGCACGGACCGCCAACAGCAAAUUCACAUGGCAGUUCAACGAUGCGUUUGGCUGGUGGACCGUACGACACCAACAGCAAUGUACAAACUACUUCUGGUGUUGGUCCAACUGGUUCCUCGGUGGUGCAAAACCAUGCUUUUGACACUAUGAAAUAUGUACAAAAUCGCAUUGUGGAAGUAAUGCGCACUGAAGAUGAUCAUAGAGCAUCUAGUGGAGGUGCCAAUGAUGAUCGUCAUAAUGACCACCGGAAUAAGGAACAGCACGAACCAUUGGCUCGCAAAACCCCUAAUCAGUACGAAGAAAGAGACAAUGGUAGACGGUCCUCCUCAUCAGGUAAUGAUUCUGCACACAGUCAAACGUCUAUAACGAGUUCGUAUCAGCCGUCUCCGGUCACAACUUUUGCAGCAACAACAUACGCGUACCCUUACAGUGCUCUAAAUGUACCAAGUUCAGUUGCUAGUCUUCAAGCACCGCAACAAAUAAAUUUAAAUACAACUCAUCAAAUGCCGCCUACCUCAAUAUCAUCCUCCCAAAAGCAAUUAAACCACGUACUUGCGGGAGGAUCGGAUGGCGGUGCCAAUACAACUGUGAAUACUGCGUCUAGUUCUGGUGCCAAUCUUCAAACCAGUAUGACAACUUCUUCGACGACAACUGAACCCAAACCUUUAUUAUCGGCUCAAUACGAAGCUUUAAGUGACGAAGAUUAGUUGUGACUGAAUGCGUCUGCGAUAGCGACUCGAUGUCGUCAACAACCAGGGCAGCAGCAGCAACAGCAGCAGACGCAGUGGUAUCAAGCGCAACAACAAGCACACUCCCCAAUCACCCCCUACCACUUUCAAUAUAAACAGCCCCUUUCGGAGGAAAUACCGAAUCUUAAACAUCAUCAUUACCCACAGCUAUCAAUAUUGCCUUCACUGCACGUUCAACAACACUAUAACGCUUGUAAAUACAAGCUCGGGAAUGAAAACCCGCGCAUCCAAUUGCAGCAGCAUUAUAGUAAGGGUAAUGUGAAAACCAACAGCAGCAACCUCAAAAGUAACAAUUCCUAUUUUUAGCUCGAAGAGAUUGUUAAUACCGAUUAUAGAAGGGGAUGACAGGUGUGGACUGAGUAAUAAAACUUUUUUUUUAAGCUUAAGUUAAAAGUAAAUUAAGUACAUGUUCGCAAAAACAAAGUAAAUGACAAAUUCACAUUACAAGCAUUUCGUAUGAGAAUAUAAAGUAAAAGAAGAAAAUAUAGAGAGAAAAUAAAAAAGUAUGUUCGUAUGCGUUUCGGGAUGGUCACAAAUGUUUUCAACCAUCUGCGUUGUGCUUGCCACAUUUUCUCGCGCACUCUUUAUCCACCAUUAAUUAAACAUUAAUUACCGCAAAUUGCACACCACUUACGAUAAUUUAAACUAAAAGAAAAUACAUAAAAUUAAAUUUUAUAAAAUUUAUUAUAUAAACAUGCAUAAAAAUAUAU
Molecule: messenger RNA, 11034 nt
Organism: Glossina fuscipes
Lineage: Eukaryota; Metazoa; Arthropoda; Insecta; Diptera; Glossinidae
Gene: Smr
Exons: 10
Coding region: 1004-10282 (3092 amino acids)
Biological process (GO): regulation of transcription by RNA polymerase II
Source: RefSeq, a predicted model, not a curated record